UGACACAAAAGCUCUGAUGCCAGCCGAAGAAACCGUAAAAAGACGAUUAAGGAGACAAAAAUCGAAAAACAAUCCAAUUAAUCCUAACCAUCUUAAUCAAUUAGUUAUUGAGAAUGAUUGGUGUUAUUUGGAUGACAAAUUAACACGAUUUUUGUUGCACGAUAACGGAAUUGACGAAACUGAACGGAUAAUUGUUUUUGCAACAGAUAAUUGUUUAAAAUAUUUAACUGAAGCUUCUAUCUGGUAUAUGGACGGAAAUUUUUCAAUGGCUCCACUAAUAUUCCAACAACUCUACGUCAUUCGUGUUAAAGUACAUAGUGUUUUUAUAACAGCCGCUUUUAUUUUACUUAAAAAUAAAACAGAAUCGAGUUACGAAGAAAUGCUUAAAAUCAUAAUACAUAAAUUUGCUGAAAGAAAUUUGUUUCCGGAUCCACAAAUAAUUAAUGUGGACUUUGAAAAAGCAGUAAUCAAUGCUAUAAAAACUGUUAUUGGAGAAGAUGUACAAAUCCAAGGAUGCUUUUUCCAUCUCUGUCAAAGUACACACAGAAAAAUACAACAGUUAGGUCUUGAACAAUUGUAUAGGUCAAAUGAAGAGUUUGCCCAUUUUUGUGGCAUGUUAGACAGCCUGGCGUUUUUACCAAUAAAUGAUAUUAAUACAGGUAACUAG
This is a messenger RNA of Myzus persicae (green peach aphid), 667 nucleotides long. RefSeq lists its product as uncharacterized. The record is from RefSeq and is a predicted model, not a curated record. The coding region runs from base 17 to 667 and encodes 216 amino acids. Lineage: Eukaryota; Metazoa; Arthropoda; Insecta; Hemiptera; Aphididae. The transcript has a single exon.